AUGGAGCACCAAAACGCUGCAGAUGCAAUACACGCGAGUUUGGCCACCGUCCCACAAGCUGAGAAGAGCAUUGCCAAUGACGCAAGCAUUACUCGAAUUCCAACAUCGUCGCCUUCGGCACCUGAAACGAAAGGCCCUACAUUGUGUGGGGUGUGCAACAAGCUCCCAGCCAAGUACAAAUGCCCUCGCUGUUAUCUACCUCACUGUUCAGUCGCUUGUAACAAAACACAUCAAGAGAACCACCCCCCCGAUGUCGAGCCCAAGCCAACAACCAUAAGGUCUGACAUCCGGCAAACGAGCAAUGCAGUCGCGCCUGUCCCUAAGCCAGACCCCUCCAAUCCAUUUCAUGCGCUGGAUACCUCAGAGAAGCUUCAACUCCUGUUCCGUAGAUAUCCGCGCCUGAGUGAACAGUUAUCCGAAAUAUAUGCGGCAACACAACCCCCUCUAGAAGCCGCCGACAAGAGAUUACCGGCGUCGCUGAUGCAUGGCAUAAACAAGAAGGACGGCUGGAACCAUGAUGUUGGCAUCAGGAAUGGCAAGGAGGCCUUACGCAAAGCUCGCAGAGCUGAUGGAGAGGCAGGCGAUGCUGUUCGAGAAUACUCGGAACUUAUUCUCCACCUUAUCAAUGGUCAGGACACGAAUGGGCAACUUUCGUCUUUUAUCCAGCAGCAGUCUGCUCAAGAAGAUGGCAGAUUGAUCGAACAGCUGAUGGAACAGCGGAUCAGGUUGCCUAACCAUGAAACCAUGUGGACCCCGGAACUGCUAUUGAAGCAUCACCCAGGUUUUCUAUCCAUCUUGAUCUUGCUCGAGAAAGCCCAUUGGGAUGUCAUGCAUCACUUGCACAUUUUACCAAAAAGAAGUUGCUUUUGGCACACUUUGAUGAUGACGAGUCGUGCAGUACCCUUUCCUCGGGUGGGGAAGGUAUCUUGUCGUCUCUGCCAUAACGUCCGAAACCCCCGAGACGACCCUUCAAUGUCCAUUUCGAUUCCCGUUUCCUCAGCUCGGAAUGUUUGGAAGAAGAUGCGGUGGAGACGACAACAAAAGAAGUUGUUUUGUUCUGGUGGCGGGAAGGAAUCCGCAAUGUCCAAGGGAUUAAGUGAAGGAGGCUGGGGAGGUCCUAUAAUACUCCCGGUGCUCAUUCUCCUGGCCGUCUUGCCCGCGCCAUCCCUUCCUUUAGCUUGCCACGUAUGA
Ustilaginoidea virens is the source of this 1191-nucleotide messenger RNA. RefSeq lists its product as uncharacterized. The record is from RefSeq and is a predicted model, not a curated record. NCBI's taxonomy places the organism in Eukaryota, Fungi, Ascomycota, Sordariomycetes, Hypocreales, Clavicipitaceae. The transcript is spliced from 5 exons. The coding region runs from base 1 to 1191 and encodes 396 amino acids.